AGAGGAGGUGGCAACAGCAGCAGCAGCAGCAGCGGCGGUGCAGCCGCCGCAGGAGGACGGGUAACGUUGCUGCAGCGGACAGGGACGAAGGAGAGGAAGAAGAGGAGGAGAAGGAGAAGCAGCUGCAGGUCGGAGCCGGGAGGCGUUGCCCGGGAGGGGUCCCGGGCAUCCCCCAGCCCUGGGCAUCCCGCAGUGAGACAGACGGUCGCGGGGGGGCCGCCGCCGCCGUAGCCAUGGGGAACCGCGGGAUGGAGGACCUCAUCCCCCUGGUCAACAAGCUGCAGGACGCCUUCUCCGCCAUCGGCCAGAAUGCCAACCUGGACCUGCCGCAGAUCGCCGUGGUGGGCGGCCAGAGCGCGGGCAAGAGCUCCGUGCUGGAGAAUUUCGUGGGGAGAGACUUCCUGCCCCGCGGCUCUGGCAUCGUGACCCGCCGGCCCCUGGUCCUGCAGCUGGUGAACGCCUCCACAGAAUAUGCCGAAUUCCUGCACUGCAAGGGGAAAAAGUUCACAGACUUCGAUGAGGUGCGUCUGGAGAUCGAGGCGGAAACAGAUCGGGUCACCGGCUCCAACAAGGGCAUCUCUCCCGUGCCCAUCAACCUGCGAGUCUACUCUCCUCAUGUGCUGAACCUGACCCUGGUGGACCUGCCCGGGAUGACCAAGGUGCCCGUGGGGGACCAGCCGGCGGACAUCGAGUUCCAGAUCCGGGAAAUGCUCAUGCAGUUCGUCACCAAGGAGAACUGCCUCAUCUUAGCCGUGUCACCGGCCAACUCCGACCUCGCCAACUCCGACGCCCUGAAGAUCGCCAAGGAGGUCGACCCUCAGGGCCAACGCACCAUCGGUGUCAUCACUAAACUGGAUCUUAUGGACGAAGGCACCGAUGCCCGGGAUGUGCUGGAGAACAAGCUGCUGCCGUUGCGGAGAGGCUACAUCGGGGUGGUGAACCGGAGUCAGAAGGACAUUGACGGCAAGAAGGACAUCACGGCCGCCCUGGCCGCCGAGCGCAAGUUCUUCCUGUCCCACCCGUCCUACCGCCACCUGGCAGAACGCAUGGGCACCCCCUUCCUGCAGAAAGUCCUGAACCAGCAACUGACCAACCACAUCCGGGACACCCUGCCCGGCCUGCGGAACAAGCUGCAGAGCCAGCUGCUGUCCAUCGAGAAGGAGGUGGAUGAGUACAAGAACUUCCGUCCCGAUGACCCCGCCCGCAAGACCAAAGCCCUGCUCCAGAUGGUCCAGCAGUUUGCCGUGGACUUUGAGAAGCGGAUCGAGGGCUCCGGGGACCAGAUCGACACGUACGAGUUGUCUGGCGGUGCCCGCAUCAACCGCAUCUUCCACGAACGCUUUCCCUUUGAGCUCGUCAAGAUGGAAUUUGACGAGAAGGAACUGCGCAGGGAGAUCAGCUAUGCCAUCAAGAACAUCCACGGCAUCAGAACGGGGCUGUUCACCCCGGACAUGGCCUUUGAGACCAUUGUGAAAAAGCAGGUGAAGAAGAUCAAAGAGCCCUGUCUGAAAUGUGUGGACAUGGUGAUCUCGGAGUUAAUCAAUACCGUUAGACAGUGCACCAAGAAGCUCCAGCAGUACCCCCAUCUGCGGGAGGAGAUGGAACGCAUCGUCACCACCCACAUCCGCGAGCGAGAGGGACGCACCAAGGAUCAGGUCAUGCUCCUCAUAGACAUUGAGCUCGCUUACAUGAACACUAACCAUGAGGACUUCAUCGGCUUUGCCAAUGCCCAACAGCGAAGCAACCAAAUGAGUAAGAAGAAGGCAGCAGGAAACCAGGGUGGUGGCACUGGUUGCCUUGGAAAGGAUGAGAUCCUGGUGAUCCGGAAGGGCUGGCUGACCAUCAACAACAUUGGCAUCAUGAAGGGUGGCUCUAAGGAGUACUGGUUUGUGCUGACAGCCGAGAACCUGUCGUGGUACAAGGAUGAUGAGGAGAAGGAGAAGAAGUACAUGCUGCCCGUGGACAACCUGAAGCUCCGAGACGUGGAGAAGGGCUUCAUGUCGAGCAAGCACAUCUUUGCCCUCUUCAAUACGGAGCAGAGGAACGUGUACAAGGAUUACCGACAGCUGGAACUGGCCUGCGAGACCCAGGAGGAGGUGGACAGCUGGAAGGCAUCGUUCCUGCGGGCGGGAGUGUACCCAGAAAGGGUUGGGGACAAGGAGAAAGCCAGCGAGAGCGAGGAGAAUGGCUCGGACAGCUUCAUGCACUCAAUGGACCCCCAGCUGGAGCGGCAGGUGGAGACCAUCCGCAACCUGGUGGACUCCUACAUGGCCAUCGUUAACAAGACCAUCCGGGACCUAAUGCCCAAGACCAUCAUGCACCUGAUGAUCAACAACACCAAGGACUUCAUCCACUCGGAGCUGCUGGCCAACCUGUACUCGUGCGGGGACCAGAACACGCUGAUGGAGGAGUCGGCGGAGCAGGCUCAGCGGCGGGACGAGAUGCUGCGCAUGUACCACGCCCUGAAGGAGGCCCUCAACAUCAUCGGGGACAUCAACACCACCACUAUCAGCACCCCCAUGCCCCCGCCCGUGGACGACUCCUGGCUGCAGGUCACCCACCUCCAGCCCCACCCCGCAGCGGCGAGCUCCGGCCGUGCCCCCAGCCCGCCCCGGCUCCCGGGGCCCUGCUCCUGGGCCUCCGCCUGCUGGAUCCGCCCUGGGGGGGGCCCCCCCCCGUGCCCUCCAGGCCGGGGGCGUCCCCUGACCCCUUUGGGCCCCCUCCUCAGGUGCCCUCCCGCCCCAACCGCGCCCCUCCGGGCGUGCCCAGAAUCACUAUCAGUGACCCCUGAGGACUCAGAGCCACGCAGGAAGGGCCCCGUCUCACCUACGCGACCUGCCAACCCCCGCCCGGCCGAGCCGCCCCUCCUAGAUCUGUAACCCUGCCGCCUCUCCCCGCCACCGAGGCCCACGGCCCUCCCGCAACCCCCUCCUCCCUCUCCAUCCUCCAGCCGGCCGGGACCCAGGGUGGGGGCCGGUUGGUCCAUUCCCCCUCUACAGAAGGGCGGUCCGGCUCUCUUGGGGGCCUGAUCUUUGACUUUUCCUUCUUAGCACAAGAGCCAAACCUUGUUUUGCGACUCAAGCCCAAACCCUCGAAGCGCCGUGACCUGGUGGCUGCGCGCUUUCUGGCCGCGGAGGCUUGUGAGGGAUCUGAGCCAGGGAAGGGGGAACUACAGCUCCCAGUGUUGAACGCUCCCCACGGGGCAGAGAACUGGGGCCUUGAGGCCUCUGUGAGUGGGUGUGUGUGGAUGCCGUGUGCGUAGAUGUGGGUGUUGGCAUGUCUGGGGAGCAGCCCUGCCGGCCGCUGGGUGAGGAACCCCCCCCUUUCCCCUCCCUAGACUGAACCCCAAGCCCUUCCUCCUCCUCUUCCCAAUCUCUUCCCUCCAUCCCUGGCUUCCACUGCUGUCACCGCCUUCACCCCCUCCUCUGCCCUACUGCCUCUCAGGCCGCUCCGCUCUCCAUCUUGGGUGCCCUCGCCUUACCCGUUUUCUUCUCUCUCUCUCUCUUGCCCCUCUCCCAGCCGUGCGGGGCAGGCCAGCCCAUCCCGGCCCGAGAGCCCCCGGCCACCAUUUGACCUGUAACCCGGCUCCUCCUCCAGGAUUCUCUCCCUU
This is a messenger RNA of Tachyglossus aculeatus (Australian echidna), 3610 nucleotides long. RefSeq names its product dynamin 1 (gene DNM1). Bases 234 to 2879 code for a protein of 881 amino acids. Lineage: Eukaryota; Metazoa; Chordata; Mammalia; Monotremata; Tachyglossidae. The record is from RefSeq and is a predicted model, not a curated record. Gene Ontology annotation, molecular function: GTPase activity; microtubule binding; GTP binding. Gene Ontology annotation, cellular component: microtubule; cytoplasm; membrane. The transcript is spliced from 23 exons.